Molecule: messenger RNA, 1086 nt
Organism: Carica papaya (papaya)
Lineage: Eukaryota; Viridiplantae; Streptophyta; Magnoliopsida; Brassicales; Caricaceae
Source: RefSeq, a predicted model, not a curated record
GCUUUCAGGAAUGAGGCUCUUCGAGUUGCUUUCAUACAUGUAGAAGAGAAUGGUAGUGCAAGUGGUAAGAGGGAAUUCUAUUCAAAGCUUGUUAAAGCUGAUAUGCACGGAAAAGAUCAGGAAAUAUAUUCAAUCAAACUUCCUGGAGAUCCUAAGCUUGGGGAAGGGAAACCUGAAAACCAAAAUCACGCCAUAAUUUUCACCCGCGGAGAAGCUAUCCAAACUAUUGACAUGAACCAGGACAACUACUUGGAGGAGGCAAUGAAAAUGAGAAAUCUUCUUGAGGAAUUUCGUGGAAAUCAUGGAAUUCGGCCUCCUACCAUUCUUGGAGUCAGAGAGCAUGUUUUCACAGGAAGUGUCUCAUCUUUAGCCUGGUUCAUGUCCAAUCAAGAGACAAGCUUUGUGACCAUAGGCCAACGUGUGUUAGCAUAUCCACUCAAAGUUCGUAUGCACUAUGGACAUCCAGAUGUGUUUGAUCGAAUAUUCCAUAUAACUCGAGGUGGCAUCAGCAAGGCGUCACGUGUCAUUAAUAUCAGUGAGGACAUAUUUGCUGGGUUUAACUCCACGUUGAGGCAAGGAAAUGUAACGCACCAUGAGUAUAUUCAGGUUGGAAAGGGAAGAGAUGUAGGGUUAAAUCAGAUUGCCCUAUUUGAAGGGAAGGUAGCUGGUGGAAAUGGAGAGCAAGUCCUGAGUAGGGAUGUGUACAGGCUGGGACAACUUUUUGAUUUCAUUAGAAUGCUUUCUUUCUAUUUUACAACAGUUGGAUACUACGUAUGCACAAUGAUGACUGUCCUGACUGUGUAUGUAUUCUUGUAUGGGAGAGCAUAUCUGGCUUUUUCUGGGAUUGAUCGCGCAAUUGCAGUGGAAGCAGAAUUGUCUGGUAAUACUUCAUUAGAUGCAGUUCUGAACACGCAGUUCUUGGUUCAGAUUGGAGUCUUUACUGCAGUCCCUAUGAUUAUGGGUUUCAUACUUGAAUUAGGAUUGUUGAAGGUUUGUCAUCUGAAUCUAUUGAUCGAGGAUCUUUUCUCUUCUCCUAACUAUGCUCAGGAUGUGGUUCCCAUAUGCUUCCUGACUUGCAACUGGUAA